This is a messenger RNA of Rubroshorea leprosula, 1380 nucleotides long. The record is from the annotation of a GenBank genome assembly. Lineage: Eukaryota; Viridiplantae; Streptophyta; Magnoliopsida; Malvales; Dipterocarpaceae.
GUAGCUGUGUUCACUCAAUCGACUCACUAUGCUUCUCUCUCGCGUUAGCUUCUGCAUCUCCAUGCCUAUCUCCCUCGCCGGAUUCUCUUCAAGGUUUACAGUCAUGUCAACCAUAGGGAGGAGAGGAUUUCAUUAUUUUCAGAAACUAAAAGAUGGUAAUGUGCCCCUUGAUUUGAUACAGAAGGGCCAAGGUCGGGUUAUUGAUGCUUCUCUAACAUUAAUCCGAGAGAGGGCAAAGCUUAAGGGAGAGCUUGUGCGGGUAUUGGGAGGUGCUUUAGCGACCACAUCCCUGCUUGGAGUUCCUUUAGGACAUAACUCAUCCUUUCUUCAAGGGCCAGCAUUUGCUCCUCCUCGCAUCAGAGAGGCAAUCUGGUGUGGUAGCACAAACUCGACAACUGAAGAAGGGAAGGUGCUAAGUGAUCCACGAGUCCUGACUGAUGUGGGUGAUGUCCCUGUCCAAGAGAUUCGUGAUUGUGGUGUUGAUGAUGACAGAUUAAUGAACGUUGUAAGCGAGUCUGUCAAAUUAGUGAUGGAAGAGGGUCCAUUGCGUCCGUUAGUUUUAGGUGGUGACCACUCAAUAUCUUUUCCUGUUGUGAGAGCUGUCUCUGAAAAGCUUGGUGGACCAGUGGAUGUACUUCAUUUAGAUGCUCAUCCUGACAUUUAUCAUGCCUUUGAAGGGAAUAAAUAUUCACAUGCAUCUUCAUUUGCUCGAAUUAUGGAGGGUGGUUAUGCUAGACGGCUGUUGCAGGUUGGUAUUAGAUCAAUAACAAGUGAAGGACGGGAGCAAGGAAAAAGGUUUGGAGUUGAGCAAUAUGAAAUGCGGACAUUUUCAAGAGACCGCAGCUUUUUGGAAAACCUGAAAUUAGGUGAAGGAGCAAAGGGUGUCUAUAUUUCAGUGGAUGUCGACUGUCUUGAUCCUGCCUUUGCUCCAGGAGUAUCUCAUAUUGAACCAGGAGGUCUAUCUUUUCGUGAUGUUCUCAAUAUCCUUCAUAACCUCCAAGCUGAUGUUGUAGCUGCAGAUGUGGUGGAGUUCAAUCCACAACGGGAUACUGUUGAUGGGAUGACUGCAAUGGUUGCUGCAAAGCUGGUAAGAGAAUUGACUGCAAAGAUGUCAAAAUAAGAAAUUGCUGUGCUGCCUCUCCUUCAAGAUUUUCAGAUGACAUCAUCUUUGGUGUGCAUGGAGUUUGACUCACAUCAUUUGGACUUGGGGAUCUUCUAGCUUCAUUUAAGCAAACCUAUAAAUUGAACAUUUUAUCUGCCAGUUAAAAAGACUGUCUUCCAGAGACAUUGUAUUCUCCUUACAUGAUUGCAUCUUAUGCCUUAACUGUAGACAUCAUUAAGUUCAAGAAAUUCCAUUUUCAAUAUAUCUUAUGGAUAUGG